Molecule: messenger RNA, 933 nt
Organism: Candoia aspera
Lineage: Eukaryota; Metazoa; Chordata; Lepidosauria; Squamata; Candoiidae
Product: olfactory receptor 9S13-like
Exons: 1
Coding region: 1-933 (310 amino acids)
Biological process (GO): sensory perception of smell; G protein-coupled receptor signaling pathway
Cellular component (GO): membrane
Molecular function (GO): G protein-coupled receptor activity; olfactory receptor activity; odorant binding
Source: RefSeq, a predicted model, not a curated record
AUGGAAAACAAAACUGAAAUGACUGAAUUCAUUUUGCUGGGAUUUGAUGUCAAGCCACAGAUGCAGUUAGCUCUCUUAAGUCUUUUCUUACUGAUAUACAUCAUCACUCUGUUGGGAAAUAUUGGUAUGAUUGUAGUCAUAAAUGCUGAUUCCCAUCUUCACGCACCUAUGUACUUCUUCCUGAAGAAUUUGUCUUUUGUUGAUAUAUGCUACUCUUCUGUUAUUACUCCCAAAGCCAUAUCAGGUUUAGCAAUGGAGAGUAAGAUAAUUUCUUACAAUGGAUGUGCAACCCAGAUGUUCUUCUAUUCUCUUCUUGCAACCACUGAGGUUUUUCUCCUGGCUGGCAUGGCAUAUGAUCAAUUCAUUGCUAUCUGUAACCCAUUGCUUUACCAUGCUGCCAUGUCCAAGAAAACCUGCUUAUUUUUGGUGUCACUUUCAUAUUGCUUUGGUUUCCUAAAUUGUUGCACACAGACUGGUCUCACCUUCAGUUUGUACUACUGUGAAUCAGGGAAGAUCAACCAGUUCUUCUGUGAUGUUCCAGCAGUCCUGAAGGCUUCUCGCUCAGACACUUAUAUAAAUGAGGUUGUGCUCUUAGUCAUCUGUGGGUCUAUUAUAGGGACAACAUUUACAAUUGUCAUAGUUUCAUACAGUUGCAUUGUAGCUACAGUCCUUCAUAUGCCCUCUUCAGAACGGAGAUUCAAAGCCUUCUCAACCUGUACUUCUCAUAUGAUGGUUGUAAGCUUAUUUUUUGGAACAGCUUUCUUUAUGUAUGGUCAACCUGGAGCCAUGUCUUUUCCUAAUCAAGGCAAGGUUGUGUCUGUCUUCUAUACCAUUGUUGUACCUAUGCUGAACCCCCUAAUCUAUAGUUUAAGAAACAAGGAGGUCAAAGAUGCUUUGGGAAGGCAGCUAAAAGGAUUUCCUUUUUUUCACUAA